UUCGUUUGUUUGUACAAUCAUAAAAUAGAUAAUCGCCGUAUAGGUGACGCAGUUCUUUCACGAAAAUCGGUGUUCGACACAUUACGUGGCGAUCGCGUUAAUGGGUUUCGGUGGUGUCGUUCGGUAGAACCCGUAGCCGAGCAUGCGCGCUCACACCGCUUCACCCCCAGUCCGUGCGCGAGCAUUCUAUAUAAUAGGGGGAAUCACGCGUAGGACCGGUACACGGUAAAUGUUUUCCGGCGCGGGAACAGGUAAACGUCAAUCCUUGGAAAAUCAUUUCGGAACAUCGUCCCACAUCAUACCCUUUGAUAGACGCCGUGGAAUCAACGCUUUCGAACUGACGAUGGCGAGUCGCUGUACCUCCGUUCUCUUGAUCUUCAUGUCGGUGGUGGUCGCUUGGGUGGCAGCUGUUCCUGUCCAGGCUGGAGCGAAUACUUUGCGGCGUGAUUUCUACGGACCAGCGACAACGGAAUAUCUAGGCGGAUAUCUCGAGGAUCACGGUUCGAGCAGAAACGAAGACCGCGGUUGGGAUCGAUCGCACUACAUCGGUGGCGGAUCACCAAAAGGUUCAAUUUCGACGCUAUCAGUCUCACAGGAACGAUCGUCGCACUCUCGAUCCGAGAACGAGCACGACAGCGAAGAUCGACCUGAGAGGAAUCUCGACCAGAUCGGCGGUGGUAACCUGUUGAGAAGAAAAAUGACCCAACGUUGGCUAGGGACGCGAGCGAAUCUCGAUCAAAUAGGUGGAGGCAACCUGGUGAGGAACUUGGAUCAAA
Hylaeus anthracinus is the source of this 776-nucleotide messenger RNA. Its product is annotated as orcokinin peptides-like. Lineage: Eukaryota; Metazoa; Arthropoda; Insecta; Hymenoptera; Colletidae. The record is from RefSeq and is a predicted model, not a curated record. The transcript is spliced from 3 exons. The annotation marks the transcript as partial.